Messenger RNA from Tripterygium wilfordii, 1753 nucleotides. Its product is annotated as myb family transcription factor PHL7-like. NCBI's taxonomy places the organism in Eukaryota, Viridiplantae, Streptophyta, Magnoliopsida, Celastrales, Celastraceae. The record is from RefSeq and is a predicted model, not a curated record. The transcript is spliced from 6 exons. Bases 21 to 857 code for a protein of 278 amino acids. Gene Ontology annotation, molecular function: DNA binding; DNA-binding transcription factor activity.
AGUGGCCAUCGCCCACAGCUAUGUAUUUGUCCUGUUCCACAUCCUUUUUAAUCUUCCGCACAAGGAGGCCACUGCGAUUCCAUUUCUCGGCCGCCCAGUACCCCCAUCUGAUUAACUCAGAUAUGGUUUCAAGUCGGUCGGAUGGCUCUGGUAAAGAACGCUUACGCUGGACACAAGAGCUACAUGAUCUGUUCGAAGUGUCAGUCAGCAAACUUGGCGGCCCCGACAGGGCAACACCGAAGGGCAUAUUGAAGGCUAUGGGCGUUUCUGGACUCACCAUCUACCAUGUCAAAAGCCACUUACAGAAAUAUAGGAUCUCAAAAUUUAUCCCUGAGUCGACCAACAGAGGCAAGUUUGAGAGGAAAAAUCUGUCUGAAUUAUUUCCGAAUUUCAGCACAACAUCGUUGUCUCAACUGAAUGAAGCUCUAAGAAUGCACAUGGAAGCACAGUGCCAACUGAAUGAUGGAACUGAGGUUCAAAGAAGCUUGAAGCUUAAAAUGGAAGCCCAGUCGAGAUAUUUUGACAGAAUUGCAGACGACCACCAUCGAGACCAGACAGCUACCAUUGCAAAACCCAACUACCAGCCUUCCUCUUCAAUAUCACUGCCCCCACUAGAGGAGUCAGAGUCUAAUGCUAAGGAAUUUGAAUCUGAUUCAGAUGGAGACAUAACUCAAAUACAAUCAGAGGAAUUUCAAGCUCUCAAGAGGAUGAAGACUACUACCCAAUACAGUAAUGUUACCAGUACUCCAUGGUUGAGAGAAUCAGAAGUUUCAUAUGGUGCUCAUGAUGGUAUAAGCUUUCCUUGGAAUAAUACUGCAUCCUGCUGCCCUUCGCCUUUAAUGCCUAGCUUUUUCUAGAUUUCAGAAUGUGUGUGAUUUUGCAGAAUAAGAAAGAAAGAAGACCAUAUUGUAAGUGAUAUUUGAUUGUUUUCAUGGUCAUUUACACCAAAAGAGUAUAUUUAUUCAAGAAAGACCAUGAGAACAACCAAACAUGUCUAUAUAGUGAUUGCUAUAUAUAACUAAUUAAAAGAUUGCACUAUUGUAGAAGUAUAGUGUAAUAUAUAUACCAGAUGCAAAUAAACAACUGAAUUUACACUAGCAGUGAGCAAUCUACACUACAUUUUCCAAUGUAUACAAGAGAAAGAUGAAGGGUGCUUAAAACACCAACCCCUGGAUUCAAACAACAGUAAAUGUUUUUUCAUUGCAAAAUAAUUUAAAGGAAAAUAUUGCCUGCUUCAACGAUAAUCAUUUGGGAAAUUCACAUCCAAGAAAGUAGUUCCCCGAAAAACAACAGUGUAUAUGGCAGGCAAGGAAGCACCACCAAGAAAUUACAAACUAAGAUAUUACAGACCAACAAUGCCGGUAAGAACCAUCAUUUCAUUCAUAGUGGACGAUAUAAAGGAUGCUAAAGAUUAAACAAUUCAGGAAUGGGAGAGCAACAACAGAUGUGAUCAAUGAAUUUUAAGUCUGACAGGAGAGAUUUUAAAAUGAAAGAUGCGCUGAAGAUCAACUACCUCAUCGAAAGGGAAAUUAUAGGAUGAAUCAUAAGAACAUUGAAACUGCAGGAUUCCAAACAAAGAGAUAACACACCUAAUUUCUGAGAGAGUUGUCAUUAAUUUUCCAAACCAAGAGUCUGGCCAUGUGAGCAAUGUGAGUGUAAUUUAAGCCGAAAAAAUACACUACGUGAUUUUUGUGUCUCUUUGACAUAAUAUAUUACCGAUUACAUCCUUGAAGAGUACACAUAUAACACAUCC